AUGAUGGAAGUUUACAGAAAUUGGGAGCACUACGUAUUUGUUGAGUUGGCAGAUCCGAGAUUAAAUUCGUGGCCUUUCAUGCGUACUCCAUGGAAAGUUUUUGCACUGGUUGGAUUCUACUAUCUCUUCGUGAGAUAUUUGGGGCCAAGAUUAAUGAAGAACCGGAAGCCGUUUAAACUUCAGAAAAUCUUAAUUAUCUAUAAUGCGAUGCAAGUGUUGAUCAAUUUUGUCCUCGUAUUGCCAGGAUUUUAUAUGUAUGCCACUGGAAGGUAUAGCUUGUUUUGUGAGCCAAUCAAUAGAUCACGAAGUCCCGAAGCUAUGAUGAUUGUUCAUGCUGUUUAUUGGUUCUUCCUGUCAAAGGUUGUGGAACUUCUUGAUACGAUUUUCUUUGUGUUGCGCAAAAAAGAUAAUCAAAUAACCUUUUUGCACGUUGGUCAUCACAGUGCAAUGGUUUUGCUAACUUGGUGUGGUAUCAAAUAUUUUCCAGGAGGUCAUUUUACCUUUGGAGGGGCUCUCAACGCUUUCGUUCAUGUCAUUAUGUACACUUAUUACAUGGUUGCCGCAAUGGGACCAAAAUAUCAAAAAUACUUGUGGUGGAAAAAAUAUAUUACAAAAAUUCAAUUGACUCAAUUUUUAAUUCAAAUAAUCCAUUUUUCGCAAAUUUUCAUUUUUGAUUGUGGUUUUCCACAAUGGGUGGCCUUAAUAGCAUUACCAAAUGGUCUCUUCCUCGUUGACAUGUUUUGUGAAUUUUACAAAAAAGCGUACAUCGAAAAAGAAAAAGCCAAAAAUAAUAAGAUUCACUGA
This is a messenger RNA of Culicoides brevitarsis, 804 nucleotides long. Its product is annotated as very long chain fatty acid elongase AAEL008004-like. NCBI's taxonomy places the organism in Eukaryota, Metazoa, Arthropoda, Insecta, Diptera, Ceratopogonidae. The coding region runs from base 1 to 804 and encodes 267 amino acids. Gene Ontology annotation, cellular component: endoplasmic reticulum membrane. Gene Ontology annotation, molecular function: fatty acid elongase activity. Gene Ontology annotation, biological process: sphingolipid biosynthetic process; very long-chain fatty acid biosynthetic process; fatty acid elongation, monounsaturated fatty acid. The record is from RefSeq and is a predicted model, not a curated record. The transcript is spliced from 3 exons.